GCCAUUUGACAGCCGUCGUUCGGCUCGCAAACAAAAGGCAAACGCAACUUGGCGCGGACGGUCGAUCGUCACAAGCAACCCGUACACAGUGAGCUUGCAGCUUGAAACUCGCACCAGGUCCGGCCUGAUAACGGCAAACAACAAUAGUAGCCGUUUUGGGGUGAAGGUUAGUGUAGUGAACCAGCAGUGACUAACAAAACGCAACCCACAACGACAACCGACCCACCUAUGAGAGGGGAGGCCGACAAGCUAAAGCACAAGGCCAAGAACUUCCUUCGCACGCUGGGCGCAUGCGGAGCCGGUAGUGCAACGCCGAGCCACGCCAAAAGGAUGGACGCGCAGACGAAACAGAACCUGCUGGAGCGGCGCAAGGCCCGCUCGCUGCUGAAAACGGUCAUCAACGUGGGGCACAAGUUUCUCGUCCUGCUCGUCCGAUGGUUAUCGCGCACGAUCUACGGCGAGCACGGCAAGCGGAUGCCACCGAUCACCAACCUCAUACUGAUGGAGUCGGCCACCUCGCUCGCGACCAAAAUUCGCACACGCAAGCUUACAAGCGUGGAAGUAACGCAAGCCUUCAUUGACCGGUGCCGGGAGGUGAACCCGCUGCUCAACUGUGUCGUGGACGAGCGGUUCGAGGCGGCCCUGAAGGAUGCCGAGCGGGCAGACAAGCUGAUCGCUUCCGGCACGAUGACCGUCGAGCAGCUGGAGCGCGAAAAACCGUUCCUCGGCGUACCGAUCUCGACCAAGGACUGCAUACGGGUGGAAGGUCUGCUGCACACGUCCGGCAUCUGGAACCGGCGGAACAUACGCGGCGACAAGGACGCGCGGGCAAUGGAGCUGAUGCGGCGGGCCGGUGCCAUACCCUUUGCCCUCACGAACGUGUCCGAGUGUUGCAUGUGGUGGGAAAGCGUCAACACCAUUCACGGCCGCUCGCGAAACCCUUACGAUGCGAAUCGUAUCGUCGGUGGAUCGAGCGGUGGCGAGGGAUGCAUACAGGCGGCGGCCGCUUCUCCGUUCGGGCUCGGGUCCGACAUCGGUGGUUCGAUACGCAUGCCCGCCUUCUUCAACGGUAUCUUUGGCCAUAAGCCGACCAAGUUCGUCGUGUCGAACGAGGGCCAGUACCCGGUGGCGCUGUCGGAGGAGCAAAACUCUUUCCUAGGCAUCGGUCCAAUGUGUCGCUACGCAACCGACUUGAAACCGAUGCUGCGCAUCAUUGCGGACGAGAACGCACCGAAGCUGCGGCUGGACGAGCCGGUCGAUCUGAAGCAGGUGAAGUUCUUCUACCAAAUCAACGACGGUGGCGCCCACCUGGUCUCGCCCGUCGAUCUGGACAUACGCGACGCGAUGGAGAAGGUGAUGGCACACUUCCGCGCGACGGUCAAGGCGGAGGUGAAGAAGGUGUACCUGGACAAGCUGCGCAAGUCGGCCCCGAUGUGGCUGGCGAACAUGAAAACGCCCUCGAAGGUGGGCUUCGACUCGCAGCUCGUCAAUCUCGAGGGCGCCAUCAAUCCCUGGCUCGAGCUGGCCAAGUGGCCGCUGCGCAUGUCGAACCACACGCUGAUCGGCAUACUGACCGCGCUGACCGAGCGGGGAGGGGUUAAGUACGGCUCGGCCGAGUACCACCACUACGUGCAGCAGAAGCAGGAGCUGGUGAGCGAGUUCCGCGACAUGCUCGGCGAGAAUGGGGUGUUCAUCUAUCCGACCCACCCGACAGUAGCGCCGUACCACAACGAGCCGCUGAUCCGGGCGCUUAACUUUAGCUACACCGCCAUCAUUAACGUGCUGGGGCUGCCGGCCACGGCCGUACCGCUCGGGCUGGGCCGCGAGGGACUGCCGGUGGGGCUUCAGGUGGUGGCGGGCGUCAACCAGGACCGGCUGUGUCUGGCGGUCGCCUGCGAACUGGAACGUGCCUUCGGCGGGUGGGUUGCACCGGAGGUGAAAGCGUAGACUGUGUAUUUCUUUACAUACUUAAGGAAAUCUAUUGCAAUUUAAACAAACAA
Anopheles merus is the source of this 2000-nucleotide messenger RNA. RefSeq names its product fatty-acid amide hydrolase 2-A. The transcript has 6 exons. The record is from RefSeq and is a predicted model, not a curated record. Bases 229 to 1947 code for a protein of 572 amino acids. Lineage: Eukaryota; Metazoa; Arthropoda; Insecta; Diptera; Culicidae.